Odontomachus brunneus is the source of this 2999-nucleotide messenger RNA. RefSeq names its product dihydrolipoyllysine-residue succinyltransferase component of 2-oxoglutarate dehydrogenase complex, mitochondrial-like. Gene Ontology annotation, biological process: tricarboxylic acid cycle. Gene Ontology annotation, cellular component: oxoglutarate dehydrogenase complex. The record is from RefSeq and is a predicted model, not a curated record. Lineage: Eukaryota; Metazoa; Arthropoda; Insecta; Hymenoptera; Formicidae. Gene Ontology annotation, molecular function: dihydrolipoyllysine-residue succinyltransferase activity. The transcript is spliced from 9 exons. Bases 77 to 1525 code for a protein of 482 amino acids.
CUGCCGUUAUUCCUAUACUUCGCCGUCGUCGCGCGAAGAAACACCCGGUGCUGGAGUACAGUUUACUUGAUCAAGGAUGGCCGCGAUGCUGUCCAACUGUUCGCGGCUCGCGUCUCGUGUGAUCACGCGAGGUAGCGUAUUGCGGGCCAAGAUUACGAGAUCAUUGUAUAGUCAAGGGGGUACUGUACUUAUACAAUCUAAGCAUGUAUUCAAUACCAAAGUUAUAUUUUGUAGAAAAUAUAAAGGAAGCCAAUAUUGGAUAAACCAAGCUAAACAUAUACACUCAACUUCGGCGUUAUGGGAAAUCAGGGAGGUUGUAGUUCCUGCAUUCGCUGAAAGUGUAAGCGAGGGCGACGUGAGAUGGGAGAAAAAGGUUGGCGACCAGGUCAAGGAAGAUGAUAUUCUCUGUGAAAUCGAGACGGAUAAGACUUCGGUCCCUGUUCCGUCGCCUGGAGCUGGCGUCAUAAAAGAAUUAUUCGUUCAAGAUGGCGAUACUGUGAAACCUGGACAGAAGUUAUGUACUAUCGACAUAGGAGCGACCGGCGGAACCGCGGCUGGACCUGCGACGGAAAAGCCGAGUCCCGCCGCGGCCGCUCCACCGAAAGCACCUCCUAGUGCGCCGGCGGCGGCAGCUCCUCCACCGAAGCCCGCGGCGGCUGUUCCACCAUCGAAACCCGCGGCUGUGCCGCCUCCAGCCGCUCGACCACCACCCCCACAAGCGCCUACAGCGUCGAUGCCUGUUGCAGCCAUCAAACACGCGCAGUCGCUGGAAGGUGCGAAAGUUCAACUACCUCCCGCCGAUUAUACGCGUGAGAUAAUCGGUACCAGGACAGAACAAAGAGUGAAGAUGAACAGAAUGCGUCUGCGUAUAGCGGAACGUCUCAAGGAUGCACAGAACACGAACGCUAUGUUAACCACAUUCAACGAGAUUGACAUGAGCUCUAUUAUGGAGUUCCGAAAAACGCAUCAAGAGUCAUUCACAAAGAAGUAUGGUAUUAAGCUCGGAUUCAUGAGUCCGUUUAUCAUGGCCAGUGCUUACGCUUUAAAAGACCAACCUGUAGUAAAUGCAGUCAUAGACGGCACCGACGUCGUAUAUAGAGAUUACGUAGAUAUUAGCGUGGCGGUCGCGACGCCGAAAGGUCUCGUCGUGCCAGUACUUCGUAGCAUAGAGAACAAGAAUUUUGCCGAUGUCGAAAUUGCUUUGGCUGCUCUUGGGGAUAAAGCCAGAAAAGGGAAGAUCACCGUCGAGGACAUGGAUGGUGGCACCUUCACUAUAAGCAAUGGUGGCGUUUUCGGCUCGAUGAUGGGAACUCCUAUCAUUAAUCCGCCGCAAAGUGCAAUUCUCGGGAUGCACGGCGUUUUUGACAGGCCGGUCGCCGUUAAGGGACAGGUUGUCAUUCGGCCAAUGAUGUACAUAGCUUUAACGUAUGAUCACCGACUGAUCGACGGACGCGAAGCUGUGAUGUUCUUGAGGAAGAUCAAAGAUGCGGUAGAAGAUCCUAGGAUUAUGUUAGCUGGUCUUUAAAAAUCGAAGACAACGUUUGUCACGUGUAAUGCGCAUUAUUUAAUAACUUUUACGACCAUCGUGAAUAGCGACGCGACGCGAGAGUCUGGAAAAUGACAGGGUCUUCCCGCUUCAAAAAGUACUUAUCAUUGAAACUAUUACGGCCUUACCACCUUAUCUCAAUUCUGUUUACUUUCUAAGUGUACGUGUCGGAAAAAUUGUCACACGCAGCCACAAAUAAUGAUAAACACGCCCGCUGCGCGGUUCUAUUCAUCUUGCCUUCUAGAUUCUGAAAAUAUAAGGCAAUUUUACUCGGUACAUUAAUCUAUUGUUGGAUGUGACUUAUUAUCGAUUUUUUAUGAGAUAUGGCAGCGCGCAUAAUAAUUGCAUAACUACUUAUGCAUAGUUACACGAUAUUCUACGUAACAGAUGUUACAAAUUACUAUUUUUGCCCUUUUCGUCUUCAUCUCACAAAUUGGUAAAAGUCUAAUGAAAUGAAUUCGAUAAAUGAAGGAAGCUAAGAAAGUUAGAAAAUACUUGAUUAGAUGUAGAUCCACAAGUUAAAAUAAAAUCUCAUCAAUCUACGUUUGUAGCAUUGUUGAAUUGCAGUCGUAUCGAUGAUAAGAGAAGAAUAUUAUAUCCGCACUCUCGUUAUAUAUUACGUCGAGUAUCUCGAAGUUCUUUCGAGAUAUUUUAAUUUUGAGUCGAUUAUCUAUUGACCAAAGAUCGAUUAUCUAUUAUCGACGAAAUUUUUUAUUCUAUUAUUUCUUAACUUACGAAAUUUUUCACUUUUCAGUAUUAUACUUUUUUUCUAAUUAGACCCGAAAUAAAAGUUUUUUCAAUAAAAUUAAAAUAUUGAUAUUUAUUAUUGCUUAAUUUGGAAAUUAAGUAUAAAAUGAAUUUUUUAUUAUUUGUCUGAGAUUUAGUUUUCUUUCCAUAUUUAAUUCUUUGUUAUAUGAAAGUUAUUUACGCCUCGAUACUAUAAAAAAUUUUUUUUAAAAUUAGUUACUUAAAAUUAGUUAUAACAUUACAGCAGAAUGAAGAAAGUUGAUCUGAAACACGCUGUAUGCUUUCCGAUGGAAAACGUAACUUUGCACUUAUAGAGAAACGGAAUAUUCCUAUUACUAUGCAAUCUUGUAAAUCAAAAUUGUUUUAAAAUAAACAAGUAAUGCUACGUGGCAUGUUUUAUAGCGGGAGAUCUUUGACGUUGCGUUAGCGUACAUACAAACAAAGUACACUGCCAGAGCGCGUACGAAUAUUUUAAAAAGCCGAGUGUUUGAUACGAGUUUUACUCGCGCGCGAGUUUACGUGUUAUAUUGAUAACAGCAUACGUUAUCGUACAUUGUUGUCAUCACUUUACAUGUUUACAUUGUCAUCUUCUAGUGAGUGUGCGCUUUGUGCGCAAAGAUAUGUAAGUGCUCUUUUAGUCCUGUUGUAAAAUAUGUUGUACAUCAUUAUUUAUUAACAACGAGACACAUAAAGCACAUUAAUUGAA